GUGGCCUCGAGCAUAGCUCGAGACUCAAAAAAAGAAACACUCCUCGCGAGCGACAGAUCAGAGGGAACGCCGCGUCAUGAUCCUCAAGAGCGGCUGCAGGUGAAACCCCUUCCGGUCCGCUGCUGGGCAGGUUCUGUAAGUCCCCCCCCCCCAUCAUGCCGGUGGACAUCAUGCCUCUCUUCCUGUCCCCCUCCUCCUCCUCCUCCUCAGAAGAAGACUUCCUCUACAUCUCGUCUUCUGAGCCUCGGGAAGCGUCUCCGGAGGAACCAUCCUGCAGGAAGGAGUCCGGGAAGAAGAAGAAGCAGGUGACGUUUGCAGAUCAUCGGGGUCUCGCUCUGACUCGGGUCAAGGUUUUCUGUCCGCUCAGCGACGUCCGGAUCCCUCGGAGGGUCCGGAAGAGGCUCAGUUCCUCUCUUAAGGACCUUCAGGACUCUCUGGUUCUGGACCUUCAGGACUCUCUGGACUCUCAGGACUCUCUGGUUCUGGACUCUCAGGACCUUAAGAACUCUCUUAGGGUCCGUCAGAGUUUCAGUUCAUCUCCUCAGGACUCUCUGGUUCUGGACUUCGACCCGCCGGCCUUGGACUACCUUAGUUUCCGGCGCCGGCUGGACUCGGACCAGGUGUGUUUGUACCACUGUGUUCUGGACGGGGGGGUUCUGAGUGGCUCGGUGCGCGUCAGGAACGUUUGCUUCCAGAAAGCCGUGAAGCUCCGCCUCUCGAUGGACGGCUGGCGGUCUCACCGAGACCUGGACUGUGACUUUGAGAGGGACUCGUACCCGAGUUCCGGCAGCGACUCCUUCUCCUUUUCCUUCCUGCUGCCCCCCCGCCUCCAGACAGGGGAGUUUGCGGUGUGUUUUCAGACGGGGGGCGGGCAGGAGUUCUGGGACAGCAACCAGGGCCAGAACUACCACAUCGUGCUGGCCUCAAAGAAGACCCGAUGCCCCGAUAACGCCUCUGGUUUCGGGGUUCACUUCGACCGGUACGGCAGCCCCUCCUGCUCUCAUGGGAUCCUUCCUGAUUGGCCGAGCUACGCCAGGUACGAGAACACAGGGCCGUACUACUGACGGGAAGUGGAGGUCACCUGAAUACUGACGGGAAGUGAAGGUCAACUGACUACUGACGGGAAGUGGAGGUCACCUGACUACUGACGGGAAGUGGAGGUCACCUGACUACUGACGGGAAGUGGAGUUCACAUGACUACUGACGGGAAGUGGAGGUCACAUGACUUUACCGACCAAUCCUCACUGAGAAAUAUCUGCAACCAAACGGCGUCUUCUCGCUUCGUGUUUUCAGUAUUAAAUGUCAAUUUUAUGUCAAUUUUCUCUCAUUAACAGAGAAAGGCAGCAUUUAAGAGGUUAAAACUGCAUCUCUGCCACUUCUGCAUGAAGAAUAACUUGGUUUUUAUCUAGAAAUGUUGCAGGAAUCUUGUUUUGUAUAAAACUUUUCAUGCAAAAUGCUAUCCUGUUAAAUAGUGAACUGCUGCUGUUCUCUGUGAAUGUCUUUGACAAAAACCCACAUUUAAACCCAUGCUGAGAUGCUCAUCUUUCUUUGUUUUAUGCAACAAAUCAAUAAUCUAGAAUCUAAUCUGCAGAUUAAUUUAAUUGAUAUAUUUAUUUGCAGCUCGUGUCUGGAUAUAUUUGAUAUGUGUUGCCUUUGGAAACAGCUUUAAGCCGUGAACUGAUUCUGAAUAUUUGCAGAUUUCUCAACAGUUUAUCGGCUCUUUGUUUCCCAACCGGCUGUCAGAGUCCACGUUACAGCGGACCCAAAUGUGAGCAGAGACAUGUCUCCUCACAUGUAGGGAGACAUGUCUCUGCUCACAUGUGAGUCCACGUUACAGCGGACCCACAUGUGAGCAGAGACAUCAUGUCUGCAGGAAACACUCUACAGACAGUUUCUGUGUUUUUAGGUCCGUCUGCAAUGAAAAGUGCAAUUAAUGUUAAUUUAUUGUUGUUUUUAAAAAUCAUUGACGUGAUCACUGAAUGCUGCUCAAUGAGAAUGUUCUUAACUAUGAAAUGUUAUUAAAGUUUUAAAUCUGUCUGGUGUCUGCACGAGGGGAGACACAGAAAUA
This is a messenger RNA of Notothenia coriiceps (black rockcod), 2068 nucleotides long. RefSeq names its product protein phosphatase 1 regulatory subunit 3B-like. The transcript has 2 exons. NCBI's taxonomy places the organism in Eukaryota, Metazoa, Chordata, Actinopteri, Perciformes, Nototheniidae. Gene Ontology annotation, biological process: regulation of glycogen biosynthetic process. Gene Ontology annotation, cellular component: protein phosphatase type 1 complex. The coding region runs from base 156 to 1064 and encodes 302 amino acids. The record is from RefSeq and is a predicted model, not a curated record. Gene Ontology annotation, molecular function: protein phosphatase 1 binding; glycogen binding.